Brassica napus (rape) is the source of this 794-nucleotide messenger RNA. RefSeq lists its product as uncharacterized. The coding region runs from base 362 to 610 and encodes 82 amino acids. NCBI's taxonomy places the organism in Eukaryota, Viridiplantae, Streptophyta, Magnoliopsida, Brassicales, Brassicaceae. The record is from RefSeq and is a predicted model, not a curated record. The transcript is spliced from 2 exons.
AUCUACUACUCUUUCUAAUUGGUAAUUAGAAUAUUUAAUUCAGAAAUUUCUUCACAUUAAGAUAAUUUCAUCGAAUCUAAGGACUUAUUUUAAAUAAUAAAAAAUAUCGGGGUUGUUUUAUAAAAUGUGGACUUAUUAAAUAUGUCGGAAUACCAAGUCAUGUUCCUCCCCUAUUGCUGAAAAAUUCAGAAACGCGGUGAGAGGGAGAGACAUGAUGUAAAUCUCUCAGCUCCUUAAAUUUCUCCUUUCUUUGGCUUUCUCUUUCGUUUCCCAGAAUCUCCACGAACCCUUAAAGAUUGUUCAACGUUUCUUCUUUGACUCCUUGAGAUCAAAUCCAUUUUCCUUUUCCUUCUUGAUAAUAAUGUGUCCGUUGAGAUUCCUAUUGGUGUUCUUCUCUGCGGUUCUCGCCGGAUAUUUCGCGUGGAAGACGGUGAGCUCUUCGCCUGAAAUCAUCUCAGACGACGACGACGGCUCACCGGUCGAAUUGAAUGAGAAACAAGGACUCUGUUUCAAAAAGAAGAUGGAGAAAGGGUUCUGGGUGUUCGUCGACAUGGCCAGCGGCAAAUACCUUUGGAGGAAUCUCAAGCUGAUGAGCGAGAAAGCGAUUUAGUUCAAAAUGUCUUCCUUGUGCAGAAAGUUAAAGAAGAAGGUUCAUAUUAUAUGUUUAGAUGAGUUCAUAAAGUAACCCUCUGUUUUGUUCUAAUACUCACCCUGAAUUUUUUUGUAAUUUUGAUACUUGUGUUUGUAAAUCUGGCAACAAAAUUAAUCAAAAGUUUGUACUAACUUUCAACCAA